AUGUUAUCGAAAGCAGAUGCAGAAGCAAAGGCUAUGACGAUCAUUGCUGCGUCCCAUUUCUCCUGCUCCAUCGUGCUUCUCAGUAUCGGAAUCCAGGUCUUCAUGUGCUUCUACGGCCUUUCGACCUUCCUAGAAACACCCAGGGAAAUGCGGAAAGGCCGUCUGCCUUAUAUCACUUUCAGCUUCAUCAUCCUCUUCACGUCGGGUAUAACCACCGCGUUCACACUUUACUUUUACGUUUUUUACUUUGAGAAUCUGUACACGUCGGGACCUAACAUUGACUACAUCAUCGUUAACCAAGAGUUAGCAAAUGGGCGGAUGUGGACCGUCGACAAGGCAUGUACAGCCACUGAUACUCUACUCGGUCAUGGACUUCUGGUGAGCCCGCUGUUCAUGCCUCCUCCUCCUUUCCUCGCGGUUUAUUUCGACCGGAAUUAA
This is a messenger RNA of Coprinopsis cinerea okayama7#130, 438 nucleotides long. RefSeq lists its product as hypothetical. The coding region runs from base 1 to 438 and encodes 145 amino acids. The transcript is spliced from 2 exons. Lineage: Eukaryota; Fungi; Basidiomycota; Agaricomycetes; Agaricales; Psathyrellaceae. The record is from RefSeq and is a predicted model, not a curated record.